Ochotona princeps (American pika) is the source of this 4259-nucleotide messenger RNA. RefSeq names its product chromatin remodeling regulator CECR2. Gene Ontology annotation, biological process: chromatin remodeling. Gene Ontology annotation, cellular component: CERF complex. The record is from RefSeq and is a predicted model, not a curated record. Lineage: Eukaryota; Metazoa; Chordata; Mammalia; Lagomorpha; Ochotonidae. The transcript has 18 exons. The coding region runs from base 42 to 4157 and encodes 1371 amino acids. Gene Ontology annotation, molecular function: protein binding.
ACCGCCACCGCCACCGCCACCGCCACCGCCGCGGCCGGGAGAUGUGCCCGGAGGAGGGCGGCGCGGCCGGGCUGGGCGAGCUCCGCUCCUGGUGGGAAGUGCCGGCCAUCGCGCACUUCUGCUCGCUCUUUCGCACCGCGUUCCGCCUGCCGGACUUCGAGAUCGAGGAGUUAGAAGCUGCUCUUCACAGAGAUGACGUGGAGUUCAUCAGUGACCUGAUUGCCUGUCUGCUUCAAGGCUGCUAUCAGCGAAGGGAUAUCACGCCUCAGACGUUCCACAGCUACCUGGAGGACAUCAUCAACUACCGCUGGGAGCUGGAGGAAGGGAAGCCCAAUCCUCUGCGUGAAGCCAGUUUCCAGGAGCUGCCCCUCCGCACGCGCGUGGAGAUCCUGCACCGCCUCUGCGACUAUCGGCUUGAUGCGGACGACGUCUUCGACCUGCUCAAGGGUUUGGACGCGGAUAGUCUUCGCGUGGAACCGUUGGGUGAAGACAACUCCGGGGCACUCUAUUGGUAUUUUUACGGAACACGGAUGUACAAAGAGGAUCCAGUGCAUGGGAAACCUAACGGAGAACCCUCUCUGAGCAGGGAAGUUGAAGGUCAUAAGAAUGUCUCAAAUGUCCCUGGCAAAACUGGAAAAAGAAGAGGAAGACCCCCCAAACGGAAGAAACCGCAAGAGGAAAUUGCAGUGAGCGAAAAAAAGGAAGAAAAUUCCUUGGCAUCUGAGCCCCAGGCACGACAUGGGUCUCAAGGACCAGGCCAAGGUACCUGGUGGCUCCUGUGCCAAACAGAACAAGAAUGGAGACAGGUCACUGAGAGUUUUCGAGAGAGGACCUCCCUUCGAGAACGGCAGCUCUAUAAGCUCCUCAGUGAAGACUUUCUGCCUGAGAUUUGCAACAUGAUUGCCCAGAAGGAGACCCCUGUGCUUACCAGACUAGAAAAACAGAAGCGCAGGGAGGAGGAGGAAGAGCGCCAGAUCCUUCUAGCAGUGCAGAAGAAGGAACAAGAACAAAUGUUGAAAGAAGAAAGGAAGCGGGAGUUGGAGGAAAAGGUCAAGGCAGUGGAAGAUCGAGCCAAGAGGAGAAAGCUCAGGGAAGAAAGGGCAUGGCUUCUGGCUCAAGGGAAGGAGCUCCCCCCGGAACUUUCCCAUUUGGAUCCCAACUCGCCCACGAGGGAGGAGAAAAAGACCAAGGACCUCUUUGAGUUGGACGAUGAUUUCACUGCUAUGUAUAAAGUUGUAGACGUGGUCAAGGCUCACAAGGAUUCCUGGCCCUUUUUGGAACCUGUGGAUGAAUCUUAUGCUCCUAAUUAUUAUCAGAUUAUUAAGGUUCCCAUGGAUAUUUCAAGUAUGGAAAAGAAAUUGAAUGGAGGUUUAUACUGUACCAAGGAGGAGUUCGUAAAUGAUAUGAAGACAAUGUUUAGGAACUGUCGGAAGUAUAACGGGGAAAGCAGUGAGUACACCAAGAUGGCUGACAAUUUGGAGAGAUGUUUCCAUCGGGCAAUGGCAAAACAUUUUCCUGGUGAAGAUGGAGACACGGACGAAGAGUUCUGGAUCCGAGAGGAUGAAAAACGAGAGAAGAAACGGAAUCGGGGUGCGCGAAGUAGUGGGAGCCAUGUUUGGACCCGCUCCAGGGACUCGGAAGGACCUGGCAAGAAACAACAGGCUGUAGAAAAUGGGGGGAAAUCGUUGCCCCCUACCCGCAGGCCCCCCGCUUCCGGAAAUGACCAGAACAGCAGUUCCACACAGCCCCCUCAGGAGGUGGGCACGUCCAAUGGCCGUGGCUUUUCUCAGCCUCUGCAGUAUGGCGGAACACCCAACCAAGCACCCCUUAUUAGCCAGAUGAGACCAGCAGUCCCAGGAGCAUUUGGCCCUCUACGAGCUUUAGAUUCUAGCAACGUGUUUGGUGCCUCUCGAGUCCCAGAACCACACCCUGGAGAGCCUGUCCAGCAGCAGCAGCCUUUCGCCCUACAGCCUCCAGUUGGAAUUAACAACCACCGAGGACCCAGGCUGGGUGCACCUGAAGAGAAGCCAAUAUGUGGGGGACUAACACACCUUUCUAACAUGGGAUCGCAUCCUGGAUCCUUACAACUUGGACAGAUGAGUGGCCCCAAUCAGGAUGGAAGCGUGUAUACCCCAGCUCAGUUCCAGCCAGGAUUCGUUCCUCCCAGGCAUGGUGGUGUUCCAGCCCGAUCCGCUAACUUUCCUGAGAGCCCAGAGAUUCCUGCUGGCCACAUGUAUCGAUCGUACAAGUACAUGAAUCGAGUACACUCUGCGGUCUGGAAUGGGAACCAUGGUGCUACAAACCCAGGACCCUUGGGGCCCGAUGAAAAGGGCCACUUGGGGCCAGGACCCUCUCCGCAGCCUCGCGCCCUUGGUCACAUGAUGGAUUCCCGGAUGAUGAGACCUCCCGUUCCCCCAAACCAGUGGACUGAACAAUCAAGCUUUCUACCUCAUGGAGUUCCUUCUUCAGGGUACAUACGACCACCCUGUAAGCCUGCUGGACAUCGCCUACACCCACCUCCAGCCCCAGCGCCAGGCUCUCUGUUUGGAGCUCCUUCACAGGCUCUGCGGGGUGCGCAAGGAGGGGACUCCAUGAUGGACAGUCCCGAGAUGAUUGCCAUGCAGCAGCUCUCCUCCCGUGUGUGCCCACCAGCAGAGCCUGUGCAAGGAUUGGAUGAGAAAGCAGCAAGUGUCGGCGCUUCCGAGGGCGUGUACCUCACCCCACUACCUCACCCCACACCUCCCCUGCAGACUGGCUGCUCCAGGCAGGAUUCACCUCAGCAAAGGGACACAGAGGGUCUGGAGCUCAAAAGCAACUCCUCCGACUCCGUGGACAACUGUAAAGCAACCAAGGGCAAGAGCGCCUGGCCUACUGACAGCAUCUACAGUCAACCAGCCACCCCAGGGUGUAGGAGAGACCUCCCUGAGAAUGGAGUCCUGGGCGAAGCGUCUCCUUGUGGGUCUGAAGGGAAAGGCCAUGGGGGCAGUGGGUCUGAAAAGCCCCUUUGCCCCAGAGGCAAAACGGGCCAGGAGACCCUGCCGUGCUCAGGACACAAUGCGACCACACCUCCCAACACAGACAGCAAUUUGAUGGGCAGCUCUGUCAGCCAGUUCCCUCCCCUGUACGUGCCUAGCCUGGAAUACCCAAAUUCAGGCACCCAUUACCACCUCAGCUCAGGCCUGCAGGGUUUGGGUCCCCUGAUGGGAGGGACAAGCUCGGCCUCACACCCUCAGCAUUUCCCCCCUGGGGGCUUUCAGUCUAACAGCCCUCAUGCUGGCGUCUUUCCCCGGUACCGUGCCCCCCAUGGCAUGCGCUACUCCUACCAGCCACCACCUCAACCUGCCUACCAUCACUACCAACGAACUCCUUACUACGUCUGUCCCCAGGGCUUCUCUGACUGGCAGAGACCUCUCCAUCCCCAGGGAAGCCCAGGUGGCCCCCCAGCCAGAGAGCCUCCCCCAGCCCGCUCCCUCUUCUCAGAUAAGAGUGCCAUGCCUCAUCUGCAAGGUUGUGAGACAUUGAAUGCUGCCUUAACUUCCCCAACUCCAAUGGAUGCAGUAGCUGCUAAAGUUGUCCCAAAUGAUGGGCAGAGUCUUGGUCCAGAGGAAGAAAAGCUGGAUGAAUCUAUGGAGGGGCCAGAGAGUCCCAAAGAAUUUUUAGACCUAGACAACCACAACGCAGCUACCAAACGACAGAAUUCAUUAUCAACCAGCGAAUAUCUUUACGGAACUGCCCCUCCACCUUUGGGUUCAGGGAUUGGUUUUGGUCCCUCGGCUUUCCCAGCCCAGGGUAUGAUGCUACAGACAGCGCCUUCCUAUACACCUCAGCGCCCAGCCAGUCACUUUCAGCCCAGGGUGUACUCUUCCCCUGUAGCCACUGCCCCACCUCACCAGCCUGCGGUUGCCCAACCCAAUGGCCUCUCUCAGGAAAGACCCCUCUUUCGAUGUCAGGAAGAGGGCCUACCGGGUCACUUUCAAGCUGUAAUGAUGGAACCAGUCGGCACUGGAGGUGGAGUGAGGGGACCUUUCCAGGAAGUGUACAGACCAUCAGGAAUGCAGAUGUACCCAGCCCAGUCACAGUCCUCAUUCCCAAAGAGCCCGGCCCAGGAAGAGCUGCCCCCACACAAGCCCGCCACACUUCCUCUGGAUCAGAGCUAGUCCAAGGAGGAAGCGACCCCCAAGCCAAUGAAAAGCUGCACAUGAAGACUGAAUGUGGAGAUUCCAGGGGAGUGAGCGAUUCUGGCCCAGCUCUGGCCCUGU